Molecule: messenger RNA, 1221 nt
Organism: Notodromas monacha
Lineage: Eukaryota; Metazoa; Arthropoda; Ostracoda; Podocopida; Cyprididae
Source: the annotation of a GenBank genome assembly
AUGCUGAUCCGAGCCAAUAACACCACAGGAAAAUGCGACACAAAUGGCCCCUGUGACACUCAGAAAAAGAGGGGACCCGCAUGGAAAGAGGACCCACCAGAGGGAAGAAUGAAGCAAGGCAGGGGUGCCGAGAAAAUAAGAUCCAAUUAUGAUGUUGCCUCCUAUCCAAAUAACAAUCUAAGCAGUUGGCCACAUGCUGCGCAAGUUUUAUUGCCAAGCAGCACUUCUUGUGCAGAAAAUCAUCCUAGAUAUCCACCCAGUUCAUAUUCCCUGGCAGUUUCCGAGAACAAAAGCGUCCUCACAACAAAGUGGAACGAAAGCAAGAUCCAAAAGCAGCGCCUCUCCCCAAUAAUCACAACAUUUAGCCGGAACACUGAUCGAAUCAGAUCCAAAGAAAGCGAUCUGGCCAGGGAAUCCAAAUCCAGUUUGGAAAAGCCAGAUGACAUCAGAGUUGAUGCCUCCUGCAUUACUGCUAAAUUGUCGAAUUCAGUCUUCAAUAUCAAAGCUAGGAUCAAGAAAGCUCUGAAAACCGGCAGCGGGCAUCUGAAAGCAGAGUGCUGUCCAUGGGGAAGCAUGGCUUGUUCAAACAGCAGGGACUUUUCAGCAGCCGGGCCCAGGUCUUGCAGCAACGAUUCCGAGCUCAAAGAAGGAUACGCCAAUUCAGCGAAAAUGUCCACACAUUCAACCAGAGUUGGGUUUGGAGCCAAAUUAGGAAGAACUUGGAAAAUGGGGCGAUUUUCGGCUAUGGUUCGCAGAGCGAUUUUGAUCAAGACGGGAAAUCCAGCGCAAAUUAUUUUCAACGUGCUCAUCAUGCCGAUGUGGUUUUGCUUUGACCUGCUGAUUUUCACUCGGUUGAUGCCUAUUGCGAUUCACGACAGCAUUGAGACGAAAACCACACAAACAGCUUGGUUUUCUACCACUGGGGACAUCUGGAGUGGAGAAGGAACCUGCAUUGCAAUCGUGGCAAGCGAUUCAGCUCGUUUCAGGUCGGACUUUAUUGCUACGUGGAACUCGCAUUCAGGACUUGUUGCAGUCGUUUCAAAACCUAACCUUUGCGACGAAAUUUUCACGAAUGAAAGAGACUUUUUGUCAUAUUACGAACGAAAUCGUCGAAACGUUUCUGCCGCUAUCGUGAUCCAAUCCCCACUGUCGUAUUCGAUUCGAGUCAAUGAAGACCUUGUCGAUAUGCCUGAAGUAGGAAACAAUUUUUGGGGCAACCCG